Messenger RNA from Hansenula anomala, 690 nucleotides. It is a transcript of the gene RSM25, whose product is annotated as mitochondrial 37S ribosomal protein mS23. The annotation marks the transcript as partial. The record is from RefSeq and is a predicted model, not a curated record. Lineage: Eukaryota; Fungi; Ascomycota; Saccharomycetes; Phaffomycetales; Wickerhamomycetaceae. Gene Ontology annotation, molecular function: structural constituent of ribosome. Gene Ontology annotation, cellular component: mitochondrial small ribosomal subunit. The transcript has a single exon.
AUGAGACCUCAAACACAGGCUGUGAAUGUCUUGGAGAAGACUUCUGAAUACUUAAGAGCAGGCUUACUUAAGAAACAACCAGCAUGGUAUCAUGUUGUUGGUGCCAACCCACCCGUUAAAAAUUUCAUUCGUAAACCAAGAUUAGAGAACCCAUCAGAUGAACAAUCUAUACCAAAGCCAGCUAAAGGUGAAAAACUAUUUAAAAACGGGAAAUUGUACGAAACAAGAGUGAAGGAAACAAGAAAAGAUAUAUAUAAUAUUCCAAAACUUAAGUUUGUGGAAGAUCAGCUAAGAUCAUUAUUUUAUGAACAACAUCCUUGGGAAUUAUCAAGACCAAGAAUCUUAUUAGAAAAUGGUGGUGACGAUGCUAAAAACCAAGACUGGUCAUCUAUCAUACAAUAUAACAAACCAUUGGACGGUGAAAGUGUUGUUCAAAGAUCCAUAUACUUGAUGAACCAAAAUAAAAACAACGAAAGUUAUAAAUUGCUCGAUGCUUAUGAAACUGCUAGAUUCGAAUUUUAUAGAGUAAGAAUCGAACAAGAAAUGGAAGAGCAAGUUAGUAAAGAAGAAAAUGAGAUGUUUGGUGCCGGUUACAGAUUAUCACCAAUAGAACAUGGUGUUGAAGAAGAACAAAAAUUCAUCGAUGACUGGAAGGCUAAGGCUGUUGAAGCUACUCAAAUGGUCGAAGCU